AUGGCUCUGCACUCGUUCCGCUUUUUAGCAUUGGCCAUUCUCGCCGCCGCAGUUACCGCCGCCAGCGGUUGCUCGCUGUCGGACAGGAAAGCACUUCUGGGCUUCCGUCAGGGGCUGAAUGAGCCCUACCUUGGCCUCUUCAACUCUUGGAAGGGGUCCAACUGCUGCCUCAACUGGUACGGUGUCAGCUGCGACGCCGCCACCGGCCGCGUCACCGACGUCAACCUCCGUGGCGAGUCCGAGGACCCAAUCUUCGAGAAAUCCGGCCGCUCCGGCUACAUGACCGGGAAACUCUCGCCGGCGAUUUGCGGCAUCGGCACUCUCACCACCCUCGUCGUCGCCGACUGGAAAGACAUCUCCGGCGAGAUCCCCACCUGCAUUGCCGACCUCUCCUCCCUCCGCAUCCUCGACCUUAUCGGAAACAAACUCUCCGGCGAGAUCCCCUCCGACAUCGGCAAACUCAACCGACUAACCGUCCUCAACCUCGCCGACAACGCCCUCACCGGCAAAAUUCCACCCUCAAUCACCCAACUUGCCUCACUCAAACACCUCGACCUCAGCAACAACCGUCUCAACGGCGAGAUUCCCCAUGAUUUUGGGAACCUUGCAAUGCUGAGUCGAGCGUUGCUGAACCGGAACCAGCUAACCGGUUCGAUUCCGGUUUCAAUUUCCAAGAUUUACCGGCUCGCCGACUUGGACCUUUCCAUGAACCGGUUGACCGGUUCGGUUCCGUAUGAGCUUGGAAAAAUGCCGGUUCUUUCCACGCUCAAUUUGGAUAGUAACUCUUUCAAGGGUUUAAUACCCGAGAGUUUGUUGAGUAACGGGGGAAUGGGUAUCUUGAACCUUAGUCGAAACGGGUUUGAAGGGUCCAUACCGGAUGUAUUCGGGUCACACUCGUAUUUCAUGGCUUUGGAUUUGUCGUAUAACAAUUUAAAGGGUCGGGUACCCGGUUCGUUGGCGUCCGCGAAGUAUAUCGGGCAUCUGGAUCUUAGUCAUAACCAUUUGUGCGGAUCCAUUCCUCUAGGUGAACCCUUUGAUCACCUUGAAGCGUCGUCGUUUAGUUACAACGAUUGCUUGUGUGGGAACCCGUUAAAGACUUGCUAG
Messenger RNA from Sphenostylis stenocarpa, 1104 nucleotides. The record is from the annotation of a GenBank genome assembly. NCBI's taxonomy places the organism in Eukaryota, Viridiplantae, Streptophyta, Magnoliopsida, Fabales, Fabaceae.